GCUGAUGACAUGCCUGCUUAUCAUCCUCAAAAGUGACGACGCAGCAGUUCACCUGAAGCUAAAUGCCAUAGAUUGCACGUCAACAGAAAUUUUCAUAGUCGCUGUGUCCGGAAUGAUGAUCACCUGCAUAAGCAUCCUCACGGACCUCUUCCUUCUCGUCGGAAUUGAAGAUAACUGCCGGGUGGCGAUGCGCCUGUUCACUUGGUGGAACAGCUUCUGCAUAUCACUCAAAUGUAUGCUGGUAAUUGGCGCUCUCACCUGGAAGGUCACCAGGGAAAAUGUGAGUUAUGACGUUCUUGUUCUCCAUAAUAUGUCAUUUACAUAUGCGCCAAUUGCUCCGAGAUUUAGCCUCAUUACUGCUUAUACCUUCCGGCUUUUAUUUCAGUUCACAGUGAUUAUCCGCUGGCUGUUACUAAUAAUUGUCGCCCUGAUGAUUAAGAGUCACUACACACGUCGAGUGCACGCCUACUACCGACAAGUGAAGCCCCUGAACACCCUACAAUCAAUGUUAAAGGGGACGGCGAGGGCAGCUGCCUUGAACUUGGAGCAGCAAAACAACCCAGGACAAUCCGAAAGCAAGAAAGAUGGCUUGGACCACUGACCAGAAGCAAUUAUAAAGGCAGCCCGAUGCAGCAGCCAGCAGCCUACCUCAAACUGGACACUCUUCAAUCAUACCCACACUUUGUCACUGUAAAGACACUGCAUGAAUGAUGAAAAAGCAUCUUGCACCUCAUUUCAUGGACAAUGCCCCAUAG
Messenger RNA from Dermacentor silvarum, 755 nucleotides. RefSeq lists its product as uncharacterized. The record is from RefSeq and is a predicted model, not a curated record. The transcript has 4 exons. Lineage: Eukaryota; Metazoa; Arthropoda; Arachnida; Ixodida; Ixodidae. Bases 5 to 601 code for a protein of 198 amino acids.